UUUGUUGUUAACCUACCUGGCAAUCUAUAGAUGUUUGUCAUUUCAAAGAACCAGCUUUUGGUUCAUUGAUCCUUUGAAUGGAGUUAUGGGUCUCAGCUUUAUUCAGUUCUGAUUUUAAUUUAGUUAUUUCUUCUAUUAGCUUUGGGGUUAGUUCUCAUUUUUUCUAGUUCCUCUAAGGAUGAUGGGGUGAUGUUAGAUUAAUUUGAGAUCUUUCUAACUUCUUGAUGUAGAUGUUUAGUACUAUGAAUGUUCUUCUUAACACAGCUUUUGGUGCAUCCCAGAGAUUUUGUUACGUUGUGUUUCUGUUUUCCUUUAUUUCAAAAAAAAAUUAUUUCUGCCUUAAUUUUGUUCUUCACCCCAAAGUCUUUCAGGAGGAAGUUGUCUAAUUUCUAUGUAUUUAUAUGUUUUGAGAGAUCUUAGUGCUGAUUUUUAUUUUUAUUCUACUGUGGUCCAAAAGUAUGGUUGAUAUGAUUUUGAUUUUUUUGCAUUUUAUAGAUACUUGCCUUUAUGAUUAGAGCAUAUGAUCCAUCAUAUAGUAUGUCCUGUGUACAGAUGAGAAUAAUGCAUAUUCUGUGGUUGAUGAAUGGGGCAUUCUGUAAAUGUCUAUUAGGUCCAAUUGGUCAAGUGUCAAGUUUAAGUCCAGAAUUUCUUUGUUGUCUGUUUAAAUGAUCUAAUUCUGUCAGUAAGGUGUUGAAGUUUCCCGCUAUUAUUGUGUGACUGUCUAAGCCUUUUUGUGGGUCUAGAAGUACUACUUUUAUAAAUCACAGUGCUCCAAUAUUGGGUGUGUAUAUAUUUAGGAUAAUUAAGUCUUCUUGUAGUAUUGAAUCGUUUAUCAUUGGGUAGUGCCUUUCUUUGUCCUUUUUUACCACUGUUGGUUUAAAGUCUGUUUUAUCUAAUAGCAAGCCCUGUCCUUUUUAUUUUUCUGUUUGUGUGAUAGAUCUUUCUCCAACUCUUUACUUUGAGCUAUGGGCAGUGUUAUUUGUGAGAUAGUUCUCUUAAAGACAGCAGAUGGAUGGAUUUUUUUUUUUUUUUUUUUUAAUCUGGGCUUGACCAUCUUCGCCUGUUAAGUGGGUCAUUAAAACUGUUCACAUUCUAUGUUCUGGGCGACGGACUUUGCAUCCCAGAACCAUGGCCCAAUUUGUCCGUAACCUUGUGGAGAAGACCCCGGCUCUGGUGAACGCUGCUGUGACUUACUCGAAGCCUCGAUUGGCCACAUUUUGGUACUAUGCCAAGGUUGAGCUGGUUCCUCCCACCCCUGCUGAGAUUCCUAGAGCUAUUCAGAGCCUGAAAAACAUAGUCAAUAGUGCUCAGACUGGUAGCUUCAAACAGCUCACAGUUAAGGAAGCUGUGCUGAAUGGUUUGGUGGCCACUGAGGUGUUGAUGUGGUUUUAUGUUGGAGAGAUCAUAGGCAAGCAUGGCAUCAUCGGCUAUGAUGUUUGAAGACCAAUCUUUAACAUCUAGUCAUAUUUGAUUUAUUAUUUGAGUGUUGUUGGACCAUGUGUGAUCAGACUGCUAUCUGAAUAAAAUAAGAUUUGUCAAAAAAAA
Messenger RNA from Chlorocebus sabaeus (green monkey), 1545 nucleotides. The record is from RefSeq and is a predicted model, not a curated record. Lineage: Eukaryota; Metazoa; Chordata; Mammalia; Primates; Cercopithecidae.